CUACCUCGACGCCUCUUACCGACGACAUGAAUCCUCUGGUGCUGCUUCCCUUCAUGGUGGCUGGGUGUGUGGCGGCCCCAACAUAUGCAGCGGGCACUGUGGCCAUCCAUGGCGCGCCCCUGGCCGUGCAGCACGAGGUGACGGCUCACGGGCCUGCUGGUGUCCACUUUAAGACAGUAGGCGAGGCAGUGGCCGUGGCUCCUGCCGUGGCAGCCGCCGUGCCCGGGUACGCCGUCCAGGGUGAGCUUCGUCAGGUGACACAGACCUUCCCAGAGCCAGCUCCUGUUGAGGUUAACGUAAAGAGUCUUCCCGUCUUCUCUGCCCCCGCCCCCCUGGCUGUGGCCCACGCCCCCUUGGCUGUGGCUCACGCUCCUCUGGCUGUGGCUCCCACAUUAAAGGCCGUCGAGAUCCCCGCACAUGUGGCUGUGGCCCCUGCCGCUGUGGCUUACUCCAACUUCAACCUCAACAUCCCGGCGCCCGCACCCACUGGGGACGCCCCCGCCCCUGAGCUGCUGGUCCAGCGCACGCCCGUCAAGGCUCUUGGUCGCCCCGUUGUCUCCUAUACUCCCCAGAUCACUGAGGUUCGCCCCGAGCUUAAGAUCAUCGAGAAGACCUACGACGUUGCCGUACCCAAGCCUGUCUACGAGACCAAGGAAGUCACUCCCAUUCACCACCAGUACGUGCCCGAGCCCUACGCCGUGCCCGAGCCCUACGCCGUGCCCCAGCCCUAUGCUGUGCCCGCACCCUAUGCCCACCCCGUCCACGUACAGCACCACGUCGCUGCUGUUCCUGCUGUUCAUCACGUAGGUGCUGUUGCUCAUGGUGCUGUCUUCCCCUAUGGCGCUGCUCACCUGGCCGGCCCCGUCGUCGCACACUGAGUUUCCCUCGGGAGGCGGCGUCAGCUGACACUACCGGUGAUAGUGGCAGAAUGACGCUGCAGUCCCGCUGUACAAUAAAUACACAGACUAAUGCAUUUGUAAAUAAUGCAGUGUAUGUUGACAGUCAAUAAAUUUUCAUUGUUCUA
This is a messenger RNA of Homarus americanus (American lobster), 1024 nucleotides long. RefSeq names its product calphotin-like. NCBI's taxonomy places the organism in Eukaryota, Metazoa, Arthropoda, Malacostraca, Decapoda, Nephropidae. The transcript is spliced from 2 exons. The record is from RefSeq and is a predicted model, not a curated record. The coding region runs from base 27 to 878 and encodes 283 amino acids.